UCCAUGAUAGACGGUAGAGGCGUGGUGCUGUCGUGACCGAUGGUUGUGGGGGCGGUGCCGGUUGCGAGGUUCAGCGAGCUGAGAGUGAGACAAUCAGUGAAGCUGGCAGAUUACGUGGCCUCAAAAAUCGCAUUGCAAUAUUGCAUGUGAUGACGUGGACCCAUAUGGCACGCGGCCCCACCAUGGAGGUUCAAUCAACAUCAUCGUAGACUACUUCAAGUUCUAGUGGUCGUCUUCUUCUUCGACCUCAGUACUCUCGUCUGCUUACUCUCUACCUCCAUAGCCAACUAAUCCAAGCAUUAAUGUCUCUCUCUCUCACUCUCAGUCCCUUCUAUGCGGCCCCUCAAAAAACCCACUUGGCCAAUUUCCCUCUCACGAGAUAUGAACAAAGAUUUACCAUCUAUUCACCUUCAAAAUUCAGGAGCCUAACCACUGUAGUUAGAUCGGUUCAUAAGGAUUCUGGGCAUUUACCUGUGACUCCAGCAAAACCCAGAUGGGAAAAUGUGUUGUCCACUGCAGCUAGCUUGUAUCCUCUCUAUGUGACUGUAGGAGGGGUUGUUGCUUGCCUGAAGCCCUCUACUUUUGCCUGGUUUGUGCAGAGAGGACCAGCUUCAUAUAGUUUGUCGCUUGGGCUCAUCAUGUUGGCUAUGGGUCUUACUUUGGAGCUAAAAGAUUUGAUUGGUUUAUUUAUGCAAAGGCCUCUCUCUAUACUAUUUGGAUGCGCUGCUCAGUAUACAAUUAUGCCAACGUUUGGAGCAAUUGUUAGCAAAUCCUUGGGACUUUCACCUUCUCUUUCAGUUGGACUGAUAUUGCUUGGAUGCUGCCCCGGAGGUACUGCCUCUAAUGUGGUGACCUUAAUUGCUCAAGGGGAUGUUCCACUAUCUAUUACAAUGACGGUGUGCACUACUCUUGGUGCAGUCCUUCUCACUCCUAUGUUGACAAAGAUUCUAGCAGGGACUUAUGUUGCUGUGGAUGCUCUUAAACUUUCCAUCAGCACCCUUCAGGUGGUUGUAGCUCCAAUUCUGUUGGGUUCCUAUUUGCAGAGCAAAUUUCCUGCAGCAGUGAAAGCUGUGAUACCUUUUGCACCACUAUUUGCGGUCUUGGCUUCAUCACUGCUUGCAUGCAGCGUCUUCUCAGAAAAUGUUGUUCGUCUUAAAUCCUCAAUGGUUGGUGCUUCAUUGCCUCCUGGUUCCUCUCCAGUUCUUUUCAUUCAAUCAAUAGUGUCUGGAGAUCUGGGAAUUAUAGUACUAUCUGUUUUGCUGCUACAUUUUGCUGGUUUCUUUGUGGGUUAUCUAUCAGCAGCUAUUUGUGGAUUUACAGAACGUGAACGGCGAGCUAUAUCAAUUGAGGUUGGUAUGCAAAAUUCGUCCUUAGGUGUGGUUUUAGCAACAUCCCAUUUCACUUCUCCAAUGGUUGCAUUACCCCCAGCCAUGUCUGCUGUAAUAAUGAAUAUCAUGGGUAGCAGUUUGGGAUUCGUUUGGAGAUAUAUGGAUCCAUCCAAAUUGGAUGAUAGUCCUAAGCUUACUGGAAAGUGAAGAUGGAACACUGAAAUGUUGAUGGCAUAGUUGAUUCUGCUUUAUUUCUUCAUUGGAGUUAUGUAGAAUCAAUUCUUUGAAUUAUAUAAUUCAGCUUUUUGGCCAUUGGCUAUGGAAGCUGGGUAGCCAUGAACCUCACUUGACUUGUUGAACCCCUAGCUUGAUUUAGGAUGACAACCCUACCAUCCCUUUUCUUGAGGGAUAUGUCCCAAGAUGGUAGGCAGCCACUUCUGUGGAUAUUGUUCUUAGAGAGAAUUGCAAAAAGUCUUGUUUAUAUUUUUUAAAUAAAUUAAAUGGUCAUUGACUUAA
Messenger RNA from Hevea brasiliensis (rubber tree), 1844 nucleotides. RefSeq names its product probable sodium/metabolite cotransporter BASS1, chloroplastic. NCBI's taxonomy places the organism in Eukaryota, Viridiplantae, Streptophyta, Magnoliopsida, Malpighiales, Euphorbiaceae. Gene Ontology annotation, cellular component: membrane. The record is from RefSeq and is a predicted model, not a curated record. The transcript is spliced from 7 exons. The coding region runs from base 303 to 1535 and encodes 410 amino acids.